AUGAAUGCAGGUGAUGAGAUUUUGAAAAAACACUUGCAAAUGUCGAAAUUGCGUUACACCAGCCCAAAAGUACAAAAUGAAAUAAUACAGAUAGCUGGAAAUAUUAUUCUUGACAAAAUUGUUGCAAAGAUUAACAAAUCGAAAUACUUCAGUGUUCUUGCGGAUGAGACCACGGAUAUAAGUGGUGUGGAACAGUUUUCUAUUUGUGCACGAUAUGUAGAUAAAGUCAAUGAUAAAAUGGUUUUGAGAGAAGCUUUCCUUAAAUUUGUGGCCGUCCAUGACGUUACUGGACUUGGAUUGAGCAACACUCUAAUCGACAGCUUGAAAGACAUGAAGUUGAAUAUGUCAUUUUUACGUGGCCAAGGAUAUGAUGGCGCGAAAGCAAUGAAUGAGACUGCAAAUGCUGAAACUGCUCAGAAAGCAUUUAUGUUCCAGCAAUCAAUUCAAAAUUCAAGCUUUAUCAUAGCAAUGCUUGCUAUUCACGAGCUGUUCUCGUUUACUCAGCCACUAUCCGUAUGUUUGCAAGCCAAAAACAACGAUUUGGCAUCGGCAAUAGAAAUGGCCGAUAAUCUCAGCCACAUGGUGAAAGAAAUGCGGGAAAACUCCAAAACAAAAUUUAACGAAAUUUUUGUAAAUGCUUCCGAACUGGCAAAAGAAAUCGGAAAAGAAAUAACAGUUCCAAGA
Sitodiplosis mosellana (orange wheat blossom midge) is the source of this 684-nucleotide messenger RNA. RefSeq lists its product as uncharacterized. The transcript has 2 exons. NCBI's taxonomy places the organism in Eukaryota, Metazoa, Arthropoda, Insecta, Diptera, Cecidomyiidae. The annotation marks the transcript as partial. The record is from RefSeq and is a predicted model, not a curated record.